UUUAUUUUGCUCUGCUGCAUCACAACCACUCAGGAAGAAUGUGCUGAUUAAAAGGAAUGUAAAAGCAGAGCAACAAAGGAGGUUAAAAUCAGCAUAGAGCAAAAGCCUGAAUCCUGCUCAGAGGGAAGCUACUGAAUGAAUCUUCUCUCUCCAGUGUGCACCUCCCACACCAACCCCACCUUUGUUUGUCUCCUGGCUGGUAGGUUCUGGGUAAAGGCCUGUUACAGCAGCAGGUAUCUGAUUUCAGGAAGUGGAGGCUGCUUGUUUUGAAAGGCUGUUGCACUUUUUCCCUCCUACCCACCUGACUGCUGGUCAGUGACCACAUCCUGUCUCUGUCUCAGCCACAGGUUAAUAUUAAACAGGAGCAGCUGCACAAACUCUUAUGUCAUCCCCAAGUUUGCAGUAGUGGAAGCCUAGGUGCAAGGUGUGCUCUGCAAGGCAGCAGAUAACAGCAGUGAAUGGAAGAGGUACAACCCUGCAGGUCGUUGUCUGGAGUGUUUGAGAAAAUAGAAUUGAUUUCAGCAGAGACGAGAGAAGGAAGAAUGAAAAGAAAUUUGUUUCAUCCAUCAUAAGAAAAGGGGAAUGCCUGCUGAGAAUUACCCUCUCUCCUCCCCACCACGCCUGUGCUGGAUUAUUGACACAGUCUCAGUAACUAACAAACCAGCUUUGAUUCAGGUCAGGUGUGGCUUGUAGAGUCUCUUUCACUGCAGCCUGCUUGUACCAGCUUGCUUGUGAAUGUGAAGGGAGGAAGAGGGAUCUAUUUACUGCUUUAUUUUGAAGAUUGGAGGGAGUGGGUAAGCAGAGUCUCUCCCCCACCCAACUUUUCCUUGUAUUUUCCUGGACUUGGUCAUGGCAGCGCCAAGUGACCAGGCAAAUUGCUCUCAUGUCAUUGAUCACAGUCAUGUCUCAGAGUUCGAGCUUGCGCUGUGGAUCAAGAUCAUUCUUGCCUUCAUCUGCAUCUUUAUCUUUGUGGCGGGGAUCCUGGGCAACAGUAUCACCAUCCAGACCACCAAAGUGCUGCAGAGGAAAGGCUAUCUGCAGAAAGAGGUCACGGACCAUAUGGUGAGCUUGGCCUGUUCCGACUUGCUGGUCAUCCUGCUGGGGAUGCCUGUGGAGUUCUUCAGCAUUAUCUGGAGCCCCUUCUCCACCUCAAACAGCAACGUGGCCUGCAAGCUGUACUGCUUCCUCUUCGAGGCCUGCAGCUAUGCCACCAUACUGCACGUGGCCACCCUCAGCUUCGAGAGGUACGUUGCCAUCUGCCACCCCUUCAAGUUCAGGGUUGCCUCUGGACCCCAUAAGACCAAGAUACUCAUUGCCUUUGUCUGGGUCAUCUCCAUCCUGGUGGCCCUGCCCCUGCUCUUUGCAAUGGGCACUGAAUACCCCCUAGAAGCUGUCCCUGAUCACCGAGGGGUGACUGCCUGUAUCACACCUACCUCCAGACACAGCUGGGCUAACCUGAAGUACAAUGUCACUAUAUGUACAAAUCUUGCUUCCAAGUGGACUGUCUUCCAGUCCAGCAUCUUCAGCGCCUUCACUGUGUACAUCGUGGUGCUGAUAUCGGUGGCCUUCAUGUGCCGCAGCAUGAUGAAAACUCUGAUGAUCCUCAAGAAUGGGACUGUGACGGUUCAGGGGGUACGAAGUCACCAGGAGCAGUAUCUAAGGAAAAAUGAAAGCAUGGAGGGCAAGAACUCCAGGAAACAGACCACCCUCUUCCUAGGACUGAUUGUUGCCACUCUGGCAAUAUGUUGGAUGCCAAAUCAGAUUCGAAGGAUCAUGGCUGCUGCUAAACCUAAGCAGGACUGGACUGUGCCCUACUUCAGAGCAUAUAUCACCCUUCUUCCCAUUGCAGACACCUUCUUUUACUUCAGUUCUGUGGUAAACCCACUCCUGUACAACAUCUCUUCUCAGCAGUUCCGAACUGUAUUUCUACAGGUCCUCCGUUGCCAUCUGACGAUAGAACAUGCCAACAAACAGAAGCUUCUGAGAGCCAAUUUGAAUUCUCGAACCAGCAGUAGCCGUUUUAUGCGUCCAUUGAUCUUCAUUUCAUCUAAGCGCAAUUCUUCUAGAAAGAGCCCUGUUUUCUUAAGUACUUUUCAGAAUGAGACCAAACCUGACUGCAGUCCACAGAAAUUGAAUCUUGAAUCACCGGAGACCAACUUGGAAAUAAUGCCACUAGAGACUAAUUUAGAGUCCAGUCCAGCUGCACAGAAUGGCUUUCAUGAACAUGAAAUGUGACUCCGUGUAAGGCAAAGUUAGACGACUAGCAAUAAACAUAACAUGGAAAUUAAAAUAACUGAGGAUCUAGAAACUGAACAAUCAACUAUAUCUUCAUUAAGUGCUGUUUUUGAUAGACUUGUUUCCAAUUACACAAAUGGAGCAUGAGUUUUUGUGUGCCAUUUGUUUUUUAAAGUGCACACUAGAAAUUCAAUCAGACAACUGAAUUUAUUAGUUGCUGACCAAAAGAAAAAAAAACAGGAUGAGGAAGGCGGUUCUUGGACCAAACUCUUCUUUAGCAGGAUGGCAACAAAAGAACAGCAGGGUCUUGUGGGACAUGGAACAAAUGCCAGGACAAAAAAAAUCCUUUAAGUUUAGCAAUGCACUGACAAUAAAAGAGCCAAUUUUAAGAGCAAAACAGUAGUUAAUAUGCCUGCCUUGGGCACUGUGCCAGAACUCCCCCUCUUCUUGGGCCGGGGUCCAUUGCAGAGUGGAGUAUUGCAGCAGCUGAUACACACAGAGUUCAUUUUCCCUGGGGAGCAGAAAGACUGGUAUCCAGCAGAGGCUAUGAGACAGGCUGCAGAGGAUGCGCAGGACUUGCGAUAGAGGAUUCCUGUGACACAGAACAAAAGUUAUUUAGCUUGAUAUGAACAUGCUUUUGCCGUAUGCUAAAAUCCUGUUUGAAGAGUCUGACAGAUAGUGGUGAAUGCUGGUUAAAAUUUUCAAGUCAAUAUAGGGGAUAUAGCCUCAUCACUUCCAUAAGUUAGAAUAACAGAUGUGUGACUAAAAUCCCAGCAUUGCUAUGAAAAUAAAGCCAUUGUUUUAGAUUUUUUUUUAAUGUUGUACAAUAUGUAUUUUAAAGCCAUACAUUUUACAACCAAAAAUGUAAUCCCUUGGAAUGCCUGUUAAAAGGUUUGAAACAGAAAUCUAAUCAAUUUCAAAAGGCACUUGAAUUUCAGACACUUUACCAGCCUGAGUCCCCUGGCACAAUUUUUGUAGCUUUAGAAUUACAUUUUUUCUAUGUUUUAAAAAUGUCGCUCUUGCUUGUUGCUUUGUGGGGAAAAAAGUAUAGGAAGAUGCGUAACUGACUGACACUGGGAGGGGAAAAUGACUGAACACAAAGCACUGUUCAAUGCACAAGGAAAACUAACGAAGAGAUUUCUCUAAUUUUGUUCAGUUCUAGUUAUUUUAGGAGAGGGUACACAAUUUGAAGAGAAAUUAUCUAUCUUUUUUAAAGUUGAAGGUGUUCCUUUAAAAGCUAAUAUCUCAAACUGUUUUUAACUGAAUAAAAAGCAGUACACUCUACAUUCUGAUGCACACAAUCCUGUAUUUUAAAAAUUGUAUUAGGCUGUAAAAUAAAGUUAUUACAAUUCAAUA
Molecule: messenger RNA, 3591 nt
Organism: Mauremys reevesii (Reeves's turtle)
Lineage: Eukaryota; Metazoa; Chordata; Testudines; Geoemydidae
Gene: GPR39
Product: G protein-coupled receptor 39
Exons: 2
Coding region: 850-2235 (461 amino acids)
Biological process (GO): G protein-coupled receptor signaling pathway
Cellular component (GO): membrane
Molecular function (GO): G protein-coupled receptor activity
Source: RefSeq, a predicted model, not a curated record